Sclerotinia trifoliorum is the source of this 2395-nucleotide messenger RNA. Lineage: Eukaryota; Fungi; Ascomycota; Leotiomycetes; Helotiales; Sclerotiniaceae. The record is from the annotation of a GenBank genome assembly.
UGAAUUGUGAGACUUAUUUUGUCACAUAAUACAUUCCUCAGCAACAUGUAGAUCGAUUGAUCUUCUUUUCUUUUCUUUUCUUUUCUUUUCUUUUCUUCUUGUUAACUUGUUUUUCGAUAAUAUAUCUGGGUUCACCAGUUCUGCUUCUUCUUGGUUGUUUUGUUUGGAGUCUACGGUGUGGACUGCUUCUUUAGAUACAGAACAACCUCGGAUGAAGGACAAAACUGUUGUCAAAGCAUUCGAGUCAAUCUAUCGUUGUAAUCAGGUCGGACAUUCAAGGGAUGUAGUCAAUUGACACUUAAGAUCAAUUGACACAUAAUUUCUCCCUAUUUCUCUUCUCCCAUCUUACUUUUCUGUUCUGCGAGCAGUAAAUCAGCAGCAGAUAUGCCGACAAUCAUUAAAAGAGGGAGAUUAGCUUUCAUAGCUGCUCUGUUUAUGAUUUUUAGUCUUCAUUAUCUCCAUUCGCGGCGCAAUAUUUGGAAUUAUGGCGCGAAUUAUAUACCUUCGAUAUCGAGACCACAUCCACCGGAUGGGAAGAUCCAUUGGUCGAAAUUGCCAGAACGAUAUCCAGUUACUUCACACAUUCCUUUACCGACUGGAAAACCAAGGAAGAUCCCGCAGAUUCAAAGUACCCCGCCCAAAGAAGACGCAGCGCAGAAAGAAGAAAGAUUAAAGCGAUUAGCGGCUGUAAAAGAGAGUUUCGUACACAGUUGGGAAGGGUAUAAAGCGCAUGCAUGGUUACGAGAUGAGGUUUCCCCGUUAUCACGGUCAUGGAAAGAUACAUUUGGUGGCUGGGCCGCUACUUUGGUGGAUUCUUUGGAUACGUUGUGGAUUAUGGGAUUGAAGGAAGAUUUUGCAAUUGCGGUGCAAUCAAUUGAGGCAAUUGAUUUUACGACGACGAAUGAGAAGGAGAUUAAUGUUUUUGAGACGACGAUUAGAUAUAUGGGAGGGUUUUUGGCCGCGUAUGAUGUUAGUGGGGAAAAAUAUCCAGGGUUGCUGUUGAAGGCUGUAGAGGUUGCGGAGUUGUUGAUGAGUUGUUUUGAUACCCCAAAUAGAAUGCCAAUUCCUAGGUGGGAUUGGAAGAAGUAGGUUUAUUUUUUCAGUAUUUGUUAGGUAAAUGACUGACCAUGAUAGAUAUCUAGAAGGAGGAGAUCAAAUAGCACCUAGGCGAGCUCUGGUUUCUGAACCGGGUUCUUUGACUCUGGAGUUCACUCGUCUUAGUCAGUUGACUGGAAACCCAAAAUAUUACGAUGCUGUCCAGCGAAUCUCUGAUGAAUUCGAGAAAAGUCAAAACUCUACUCGAUAUCCCGGAUUAUGGCCUGUCAGUGUCGACAUUCAGAAGCUUCGAUUUGACGAAGAUACGAUUUUCUCCCUCGGCGGGAUGGCGGAUUCUUUGUAUGAAUAUUUCCCAAAACAAUACAUGAUUCUCGGUGGAGUUCUAGAUCAACCUAAGAAAAUGUACGAAAAGUUCAUCUCGGUGGCCCAAGAAAAAAUGUUCUUCUCAAUCUUAAACGAAAAGAACCAAAAAAUUAAAGUAUCAGGAGAUAUCCGUAUAAAAGGUAUAGGUGAAAGCACCACUCCGGAACUCAUGCCCCGCGGCCAGCACCUGACUUGUUUCACCGGCGGCAUGGUCGGAAUUGCCUCGAAAAUCUUCAACCGACCCUCGGAACUGGCAUUGGCAGAAGAACUCACCAAUGGAUGUAUAUGGGCCUACGACAAUAGUCCCAACGGAAUCGCCCCUGAAAUCUUCAGCGUGGUCCCCUGCCCCGAAAAUCACGAUUGCACUUAUUCGAAGGAGAAAUGGUACGAUGCGCUGGCGGAAAUCCAUACGCAUCCGAUUACGAACACGAAAGCGGAUACGGAGAAGAAAUUAGAUGGGGUUGUUGAGGAGAAGAGAUUAAGUCCGGGGUUUACGGCGGUGGAUGAUCGGAGAUAUAUUUUAAGACCCGAGGCGAUUGAGAGUGUGUUUAUUAUGUGGAGGAUCACGGGCGAUAGGAAGUAUGUUGACGCGGCGUGGCGGAUGUUUAGGGCGAUAGAACGGAUUUGUAGGACGGAGAUUGCGGCGGCGGGGGUGAUGGAUGUUACUGUUACUGUGAAGAGCGUUGAGAAGGGUGAAAAAGAUGGAAAGGGUAAGGAUAAGAAGAAAGGAAAAGAUGAUAAUGAAGAUGAAGAAGAAGAAGAAGGCAUACAGCAAUUAGAUAGUAUGGAGAGUUUUUGGUUGGCGGAGACGUUGAAAUAUUUCUAUUUGUGUUUUGAGGAGUGGGAUGUGGUGAGUUUGGAUGAGUGGGUUCUGAAUACUGAGGCGCAUCCUUUGAGGAGGGUGAGGGGGUGAUAUAUUUAUAUGUAUAUAUAUUUUCUUUCUUUUGGGUGAGAGGAGGAGUGGUGAGGUGGGAGG